AUGAAGAUCACUAGAUUUUCUGCUACAGAAGGGAAACAUGGCGGCGAUACGCUGCAAGUGUCUCGUCCAGAGACCAGAGACUCUCCACUUGCUGUGGGUCCGGCGCCACUCGAGGGGGCUGUCGUAGAGCGCUUGACGGGGGACCCGGUCCAGGACCAGGGUCGACAGGCGAACGGCAAGACUGAGGAGAGACAGACUGAGCGGAGCUCGCCGCCGCCCCCGACAGAACUGCCCUGCCCCAGCGGCUCCGCCCUCGGCUGCGAGGGGGGAGCCGUAGCACAAGAUGUGGCGCCUGCGACACCCGCAGCCCCAGAGCCAGAGGCCGUGCUGCGCACCCCCGAGGCUUUGCCCGCCCAGUCAGAUGUUCCCCUGCUACCAGGCGGUGGGGACACCCAGUUACCUUCCUGUGAGGGCGGCGAGACACCCCGCCCCGCCACCCCCACGGACCCUGCUGUACCCGCCGCAGGGGACUGCGGGGUACCCGACACACGGCCCGAUGGUGCAGCAGGGGCUGCUGUACCGUCAGGUCCAGGACUCGAGAGUGACGAACCUCCAGCGGACGUACUACCUGCAACAGGUAGUGAGUCCGCCGAACCAACAGCUUCUGAGGACAGCAGGCCAGCCCAACCCGCCUCUGACGGCGAACCAGCGGGUGGCUCUGCAGCACGCGUUAGUCCAGCGCCAGAGGACUGCCCUCCACAACAACCAACCCCUGAUGGCCUACCAACCCAUGCUCAACCAGCGGCUGACUCCGAGCCCGAUAUUCAGUCGGCGCCUGAGCCCCAGCCCGAUGCUCAACCAGCGGGUAAGCCCGAGCCCGAUGCUCAACCAGCGCCUGAGCCCGAGCCCGCUGCUGAGCCAGCGGGUCAGCACACACCCGAUGCUCAACCAGUCGCCGAGUCCCGUGAUCAACCAGCGGUUCUCUCCCAGUCCGGUGCUCAGCCAGAGGAUGACGCCGAGCCCCUUGCUCAACCAGCGUCUGACUCCAAGCCCGAUGCAGUACCCACAGUACCCGAGGCGCCAGCCGCACCCCCUGCAUCACCUCCCCCGCCAGCCGGUGAGCCAGGGAGAAGCUCACCGCCCGCCGAGCCGGCUGCCGCCAGCGUCGGCGCCAGCGCCGCAACCGAGUCGACCGGAGCCACCGUCGAGCCGGCCCAGCCUGCGGCAGAUAUCGACGGACGACUGGCCGGAGCUGCUCCGACCGGUGGCGACCUGUCCGUCGGGCCAGUUGUUACUGAACAUCAUCCUGGCACGCCCGAUCCCGUACCCAAGCGGGCCGAGCAGAUCGAGUCGGCCGUCAACGAGCAGUCAACAGUCGAGACCCCCGGACCCACAGACGAGCAGCCGGGCGAACAGCCCGUCGAGGUCCGCGGGCCCGCGCCCCGUCAGUCCGACGAUCUGCCCGAGGCUGGCGGAGCGCCUGACGACCAGCCUGGCCAGGCUGGCCGACCAGCAGCCCAACAGCCCGAGACUAGCGGAGCAGGUGCGGAUGUGCCAGACUGUGGUGGACCAGGAAACGAACUCGGACUCGGAGGAGGACGAGGAGGAGAUGCCGGCCAGGACGUGGGACGAGAUGGACCUGUCGGCGAUGAACCCGCUGGACCUAGCGUACAUCCCAGCAAGGACGUACUACCGGUACCCGAUCACGGACCUGAUCCGGGUGCCGGCGCUGCCGCCCAGCCUGGCCCUGGAGGUGCACUUUCGCAGGACGCUGUUCCGACAGUUGCGGAUGCUGAUGCCGAUAGACCUGCGUCGCGGACUGGACCUGCUCGAGACGUACAACCUGCCCAUGACGCGGAGGGCGGCCCUCCGCCUUGCACGCUUCCUGAGGCAGACACCGUUCAGGCCGCCGCCGAACAGCCAGGCGUAGUGGAGGAAACGAACCUGGAGGAUCGCAAGGAGCUUUUGGCGGCAGUCGUAGCGCGUAUGGACGCCCAGGCGUCUUCAUCACCAAUCAGCGCGCCUGAGGUUUCGUCAGCCGUCGCAGCACCGGAGAUUUCGCCAGCCGUCGCAGCUCCUGAGGUUUCGUCGGCCAUCGCAGCCCCCGUGGUUUCCCCGGCCGUCGUACCAUCCGAAGCUGUAACGCUCAAGCAAGAAAUAGUCCAGGGGGAAAAUACUGGUUCCUCUGAACAAAUUGAGGCAAAAGUCUCGCGUGUGCUGCAUGAUUCAGUGAUACCACCCGAAACUGAAUCAACCAGCGACUCUUCCGUCGCUACGACUGAGACGGCGGCAAGCCGUGAGGAUUCCAUGCAGGACCCGACGGCCUGCUUCCAAACGACUGAAGGCGAGGGGGCUUCGCGCCCCGCUCCUCCCCAAGCGGCUAAGGCCGUGGAAACUGUGAUAAAGGUCCCCGUUCCUGACAAGCCCGACAACAGAGUAACCCCCCUUCGGGCGCCGCCGCGCUCGGCCCCCGUGGCUCAGGUGGCGCCCACGCCGCAGGUGGCGCCCCGGCCGCGGAACAGCGUGCCGGCGCGGAGGAGCAGCGUGCACCAGCUGGACACGUUCGCCUACGACUCGCCAGCCGCCCUCAACCUGAGCACCACCUCGGUCUCUGCCAGCGCACCCAAGACCGACGCGCCGCUGCAACUGACCAUACAGCGAGAGAAGGAGCAGCCCAAGAUCAGGCUGGCGUCCAAGGAGAAGCUGUUCAAGCCCUCCGUCGUGGCGUUGGAGGAGACGUGUAAACGGAUGCUGCCGACUGGACCCACGGGACCCGCGCAGGCUGCCGCUCAAGUAGCGCAGGUGAAGGCCAACGUCGCGAAGGCCCAGCCCGCGCCGCACCAGGCACCGCACCAGACGUCGCACCAGGCGUCGCACCAGGCGCCGCACCAGGCGAGCCAGCCAUGGCUGGCCAACAUCCCCCCAGCCGUCCUCGCCAACAUCCCACCCGCCGCGCUGGCCAACAUCCCGCCAAACGUCCUCCAGAACAUUCCACCCGAGGUGCUCGGCAUGAUCGCGCCCUCGUUUUGGGCCAGCUUGUGCACUCCGACGAGCAGCCGGUCCGAAGUGAACGCCGCUCAUCAGACGCUGCAGCAAUUACAACAGCUCCAUCAGCAGCCCAUCAACAAGAUUCAGCAAAAACCACAACAGAGGGCGGCGCAAGCCUCCUCGGCGAUGACUCGGCCAGGCGCCAACAAAUGUGAUACUAGUGUAAGGGCAAACAAGCCACUCCCUCCUCCUCCUCCUCCGCCGCCGCCGCCGCCUCAGAUGCAGCAGCAGCAGCAGAAGAGCAUCCUAAAGACAAACGCCGGCGGCCAACAGGUGACCUCAAGUGAGGAAAACCGGCUGUUGUUCUCACUUCCCAAGGACACCGUCGUCAUUCCCACGUACUACGUGGAGCCCGGCAAGAAGGGACCAGCAGAGCCGCACUCUUCUGCACCGGUCGCCGCCCCAACGGCGGCUCCGACGUCCUCGCAGCCCAUGAACUUGAGCGGCGCGGCCUCUCUGCCGAGCCAACCGCCCAAGGCGCCCGCGCCACCCCAAGGUCUGAGAGCGCCCGUCUCCGCCGCCAGUAAGGUCACCGUGCCGCCGAGGACGUCUGUGCAGCCCAAACCUCAGCCACCGUCGAAGGGUCCAAUUCCCCAGAAGGGAGCGCCCCUACCUAAGGGUGCCUUCCCGUUCAAGGGCCAAUCAACGUCAUCCAAGGCGCAGACCCCUCCGACGAGCACCGCGACGUCCGCCGGGGCUGGCCUGUUACCCCCGGGCUCGCUGCCCGUGGGGAUGGACCCCUCAAUGCUGUGGGGACCCAUGGGCCCUCAGUUCCUUCCUCCGCACAUUCUUGCUCAGUGUUUGUCCCAGGGCUUCUCGCCCUCCCCAAUGGACCCGCAGCAGAUGGCCAUGAUGGCCAUGGCAUCGGGGUUGGGUCCAAUGGGUCCAAUGGGCGGUGGCACUCCGCUGGACCCCCAGAAGAUGGCACAGUUCAACCAGAUGGCGGCUAUGGUGGCCGCGUCCAUGGGACCCAUGAUGCCCAUGGGCCCAGAUAUGCUGAAUCAGCUGGCUAUGCUGAGUGCCAUGAGGCAAAAUGCAAUGGUCCCGGCGCCCGCAUCCAAACAGCAAAGCCAGUCGAGGCAGUACAAGGCGCCGCCUGCGCGCUCCCAGCCGACGUCCAGGACCGUUAGCCCAGCGAGCCAGAGCAGCGCGCAGCGGGAAGUGAACAGCCAGCGGACCGGCUCGAGGGGGUCGAGUCCAGCCCAGAGGGGCCCGAGCCCAGCCCACAGGGGGCCCAGCCCCGCUCACAUGGGACCCAGCCCCGCUCAGAGAGGGCCAAGCCCCGCUCAGAGGGGGCCCAGCCCCGCUCAGAGGGGACCCAGCCCGGCACAGCACAGCCUCCAGAGGGGGACCAGCCCCAGCAGUCAACCAGAACCAAGCAGCGUCCCGCCCAGCGCCCUCAGCCCCCUGCAGCGCCUUGCCAAGCAGACUUCCAUAUCUAUAACUCCUGCGCCGGUCAGCCUCAAGAUACCGGUGCCCCCCAACAGAGGUGCCCCCGCCGCUGCUCCUGUAGCCUUCCAGCAAGCUCAAGCUCAAGCUCAGGCGCAAGCACAAGCGCAGGCACAAGCACAAGUGCAGGCACAAGCUCAGGUGCAGGCACAAGCUCAGGCGCAGGCACAAGCACAAGCGCAGAUGCAAGCGCAGGCGCAGGCUACCGCUGGUGUUGCGGCUUCUACGGACGCGUCGAAGAAGUCCAAGCUUGGCUCCAAGAUCCGCAACGUGGUGGAUGGAUUGCGCGCCAAGGCUGAGCAAGUCGGUGCGCCCCUCAACCUAGCCGACGAUCAGCCGACGACCCCGGUGAAGAAGGUGAUCCAGGUGACGGACACGCUGACCAUCGAGCUAGAGCAGAGCGGCGACGAGGAGCGCCGGGAGCGGCCCGCCAGGCCCCCCAUGCCGGGGCUCCUCCCCUGCAAGCCCGCCGAGACGAGCUCCGUCACGCCGCCGCCGGCGCCCGCCUCGGCCUGCUCCGUGACGGUCCUGCCCGAGACUUCCCCCGCUCCGGCCUCGCCCCCCAAGGAGGACACGGCCGCGGUGUGCGCGCAGCUCCUUGAGACCCUCAUCGUGCGUGUCGAGGAGCUACGCAACGUGCAGAGCUCCAUCAAGGAACAGCAGGUGCCCGCCCCCGCCGCCCCCGCACCCCGGCGCGCCAAGGUCAAGGUGACCCCGACCCGGGCGCAGAUGACGGGCGCGGGCAAGCCUCCGUUCGGCAGGCCACUAGUUCCGCCCAAACCUGUGAUCUCGACUGUGGCGACGCCGUCGCCCCCGCCCCCGCCAGCUCCAACCUCCGCCUCGCCGUCAAUCAUCGCACCCGUGGUGAGCAUCUCCCCGACGGUGACCAUCUCCCCGGCUGUGACGGUGACGCCCAUCGCUGCGGCCGGCCGCCGGUCCAGCACGGACAUGUCUGUGCCGUGCAGCCUGCCCCUCAACAAAGUGUCCCAGAUGCUGGACACUGUUCGCCCCACCCCCGGCGCCCCGCCCGCCAGGCCUACAAUACCUCCCAUGCUGGCGGCGGGUGGGCUGGAGAUCGUGCCCAUGGACAACGUCACUUCCCUGCCUCCGCGAACGUUCGGCAUCGAGAAGCCCGUCAUCACGGCUCCUAGCAUCAGCCUCAGCCCUAAUGUGUCGCUGUCGCUGACCAUGGGGCCCCGGCCCGGAGCACUGGCCGUGCGUCGCGAGCCCGACAGCCCCGUGGUGUCGGUGACUGUGGAGUCGCAGCCCAUGCAGCCCGAGGCGGCCGUGCACCUCAAGACGGAGCUCAUUGCCUUCGCCCAGCAGAGUGCGCAGGAGGAGCCCAGCUACUCCGACAACGAGGAGAGUCAGGACGGUAGACUUGUCAUCGUGGAAGAGGACAUGGGACUCGCUGUGCCCAAAGACGAAGUUGACAUUGAGGAUAUGUUCGAGGCCAAAGAAGAACCCUGUGACUCCCCGCCUGAGGCCAUGGUGGGCGAGAACUCGCUCGACGUUGUGCCGACCAGCGUGGCUGUGCCCAUCAGUGUGGCUGUGCCCAUCAGUGUAGCUGCGCCCAUCACUGUGGCUGCGCCCAUCAGUGUGGCUUCGCCCACGACUGUGGCUGCGCCCAGUAGCGAGGUCUCUACCCAGCAGCCAGUUGUCCAACCCAUUGAUGUUGCGGUGACAACACCGGUUGUCGAAGCUCAAGUGCUACCUCCCGCCCCCACACGUUCUGUGAAGAUUACUAUCAAGAGAGGUGAGGUGGUAAAAUCUACUGAGGAAGUCAUCGAACCAAGGGAAUCUGCUCCAGUCAUAACGCAGUCUCCCGUACCACAGGAGUCAUCAGAGCUUGAUGUUUCCCUUCAGAGUGAACAGGGUGAAGAGGACACAGAUGAACGAGUCUGGGACGAUUAUCGUGUUCCUGUUCGUGCAACACGAAGCGGAAAGCCUCUAGAGCCUAUUCGGUCCCCGUCACCAGCUGGAAGGUCCUCAAAGAGUUCAAUAAAAACUAGGAGAUCAGCUGGCAGAAAGGAGAGCAGGAAUGACUGGGAACAGGAGGACAUGAGUGAUGACAAAAGUUCUCCCAAAAAAGACCAUAAGAAGAAAACAGAAAAAACAGAUAAAUCUAAAAAAUCAAAGAAGCUACCAGAACCAGAAGUUGAAGAAAAUAAUGGCUUGCCAAAGUAUUUCACGUUUAAUGUUGUUGAUAGUGAGCACCAUUAUACAGGGCCUGCGGGACAAAAAUGGUUUACUUGUGACAUUUGUGAGGGAGUCUAUCAACGUGCAUUUAGUCUAAAGAGGCAUUACCUGAGGUCGCACAUAAAUUAUGCGCACCUUACAGACAGAGACAUUUCAAACUGUGGUAUUGUUGUUGGGAAUAAAAUGCCAAUUCAUGUUCAAGUUGGCUCUGAUGAUCCAUCCACUGGAAUUACAGAUCCUGACUUGCCGAAGUAUGAUGGUGGUGUUUAUCAGUGUUACACAUGUAAUGAAACAUUUGAUGAAAAAGUGCUACUGAAGGAACACCUUUCAAACCACAAGCAGCAACUAGUGAAUACUGUAGAUGGUGAAAACGAUACCACUGGAACCGUUUCCACAUCAGAAGAAGCUCCAACAUUGGAACCUGAAGUAGCAUCGGAACCUUCAUCAAUACCUGACGCUGCUCCCAUCCUAGACCCUGCUCCAAUUGCCCUGGCUACUAGCAAAUUUUCUGGCUCUUCCCACAAACUAUCUGAUCAAGAAAAGCUAGCUGUUGAGGAGAAUCCCCUCCUCUUGAUUUCUCUGGAUGAGUCAUCUACCUCUAUUUUAGAAUCUUGUCAUUCUUGUGGUAAAUCAGUAUCUCAGGGUAGUGAUACGAACAGUUGCAAGUGCUCAGAAAACACUGUUAUGUGCUUCUUUUGUGAUAAACUUUUUGAAACUGAUAAACUGAGACGCCAGCAUCAAUCUAGAGUUCAUCAGCGUCCCACCAAGAAAGUUCGGAAAGCAAAAAUCAGAUAUAGUUGUGAAUUCUGCGAAAAUCAUGAACCAGUGUUCAGAAAUCUGGAAAUUCUUUUUCAGCACAUGUGCACUUUACAUACUGAUGUGUUCUUUGGCUGUGCACCUUGUGAAGAAAGGUUUCCAACUAAAAAUGCAUUGGUGGAACAUCAGAAAACAGUUCACAGUGAAGAGGAAACUACUGAAACUGAAUUGGAAACUAAAGGAGCAAACCUUUCAGAAAACUCUUCCUCAGUCCAGCAAACUGAAAUAAAAUUACCAGAAGAAACCAAACCAGCCGAGCCAGCAGCUAAGGCUGUUGAAGAAGAGUUUAAGUGCUCUGUAUGUCAAAAACUUCUAGUCAGUGAACAUAACUUAAAUAGACACUACAGAUUAAAACAUGACAACAGGGGGCGUAAAAAGAAGAAGAAGGGUACAGCAGAGUCAAUAUCUACUUCAGAAGAAGGUCAGAAGGAGCAUGAUCGGAUGGAUCCAGAGACCUUGUUUUAUAGUCGUAUUUCAAGCAAUAUUAGAGAUAAUCUUCUUCAUCAUUUGGAUGGGAAGCUUGAUUCCCAGGAGCUUUUUGAGCGAGAAGUAGAAGAACCACCACUUGUUCCUUCCUCUGAUUCUGCUCGCCUCAGAACCCCCAUCGUUAGUGCUCCCAGCACAAGCUUUUCAUCACAAGACUGCUUCAGUGAGCCUGCACCAGCUACAAAGGUUAAGAAUAUUAACAGAAGAAGAAGUAGUGAUGGAUAUCGUACUUGGGAAAAGUUUGCAUUUCCUAAAAAGUAUGAUGGGAAAGGUGGUAUGACUAACUACUUAAGAGAUAUGUCACAUGUUGACAUUCAUACUCAAGUGACCAUGAGACAAAAUGUUUUGAGGCUGGAAGCAAAAGAAGCUCAACACACAUCUCCUUCAACAUCAAGUGGAACUCGUAGUUACAAUCUGCGUUCUAGUCAAGAAGAAAUUCCUGUUUUAGAUUUCCCCUCAGUUCUGUGUCUUACCCAAAGUUCUGCAGGCUUGCAAACUCGACGAACAGCAAGUGCUGCUGUUCUUGAAAAGAGUAUGCUGUCAGUGAGCUUCAAUACUCCUGAACCUCCAAAACCAGAGCCUGACAGGAGACCUAAACCUCCUAAAGAAGCAGCGGCUGACUAUAUCAAUGCUGUAUGGCGUCAAGGUAGUCCUCCAAUGAUCAAUGGAUGUUCAGAACUUAGUGGGGAAUGGGUUAGACCCAAGAAUUACCUCUGUGCUGCCUGUGAUGCAAAGUUCAAGAAUCUGUAUGAUCUCGAGGAUCACAAGUGGAACAAUCACCCUAAUGUCUGGUGCACUCACUUUGAAUUUGAUGAUGCUGCGCUUAUUCCCUUCACAGCUGUUGGAAUUAAAUCACCCGGAGACCUGCACCGAAGAUCUAUUCACGCAGCAGGCACUAUUAUGUCUGCUCCAGCUGUGCCUGCAACACAGCAUUGUGACAUGACCUGCACAAAGUGUAACCAUGUCAGUCAAACUCCAGCGGACUUACAUCGGCAUAUGCUGGACUGUGGUGGAGACACUACCUGGCAGCUGUUAAUGGUCGGAGCAAGCCCUGGCAGCUCUGGAAAUCGUCGAAAUAGAAAGUGGAGACCUUUCGGUAGCCGUCGCCGGAGACCUCAAGGACGUAGAGGGUUGAAAAGAAACAUUCCAAAUACUCCUCAGCGACCAAGAUCUACUAAUCCCAAGACUCGUGGUGGUGAUGCGGAUACAAUUCAAAAGAUGAUUGCUAACCUCCCUGCAAAGAGAACUACCCGAAGAGUCAUUCAAUUUAAAGAUGACGAGAUAAAAACAAGAAGCCAAGCUACAAUGGCCAGUACACGUCUUUUAAGGAAAAGAUUCAAGGUGCCCUUCCCAGUGUCUCAGUCUGCACUUCAUAAAGCAAGUCGAGCACUAGUUGAUCGAUCCAAAGCUGCGUCCUCAAGCAAGCCAGGGCACAUGCCCAAGGCUAGAGCAUUAAGGACACAAGCUAGCACUGGAGCAGCAACAGCAGCCGCCGCUGCAGCUGCUGCCGCAGCUGUGGCUGAGCCUGAAGAAGAUGAAGAACUGGAAGAGGAAUUUGAAAAUCAAGAGGUUGCAACUGACUCACUACAUGUCAACAAACAAUCUGAGGAAGUUGAUAUGGUUUCUGAAGACAAUUCAUCUGCUAUUGACAGUCAACCAUCCAGCAGUGUUGCCGGAAUGAAGGCACCAAACAGUUUAGAAACAUCAGGUGACAGAAGAAAUGUGAGGACUACUACCAUCCUGGAAGCAAUGAAGCUUGCAAUGCUCGAUGGAAAUCCUGACAGUGAUGACUCCCUUGAGAGGAAGAUGAGCCGAAGAUCAGAAAAGUUGUCUAUGGAAAUGCAGGUUCAAGCUAUGGAGCGGGAAGAUGAAGAAAAUGCUUUGAGACUGGCCAAGGUACCUCCUUCUUCUAUGAAGGACAUCCAUCUACCUCCUGCUCCAUCUUUGGAGUUGACAACUGUUCAACUUUUGGCAAAAUCAAUGCCAGCUAACUUUUGUGCUGGAUGUCAAAGAACUUUCUGUAACAAUUCAAAUCGAGAUCGUCAUUUGAAAGUGUGUCCGUUCCUUCUGCAGAUUGCUGGUGAGGGUAUUCCCAAGUUAAGAAAAGAGCUUGAGUACAGAAAUCAUCCACUGAACUUAAAUGCUUUGCAUCAAAGCCCUGUUGAGUUUGCUCUUCGUUCUGCACCUUCCCCUGAUGAGAAAUCAAAGCAGCAAACUGCAGAAAGGGCAGAGAAAGACAACCUUGCUGACAAAAAGACAAAUAAGAAAAAUAAAGACAAGAAAAAGCAAAUAGUUGGAAUCAGGAAAAGAGUAGUUCCAAGUGAAAAUCCUGAAGGCGGUGUUAUUAUCAAAGAGUCUUUCUUGGUGCGAGUGGAUUCAUCUUCAAGUGAUGCUCUGGAUAAUGAUGCUAAAGAUGACUCAGAUGAUGGUUCAGAUACUGAAGUUCCAGUUAAUGUCCAACUGACCAACAAAAACCGAAAACCAAGAAAAAGUGAGCAUGUUGAGAAAAUUAUCAUCAAACCUCCAGAGUCACCAAAUGACACAGCAGACGUUUCCCCUAAUGUUGAUAAACAUAGAAGAAAGUCUGGAAAAAUUGCUGAUGAAGAGGAGAUCCGAAGGAAGUCAUCUAAAACUUCACCUAGUGCUACAAUUGAUGAGGAUGAUUUACCCCUAAAGAAAUUCACUCGUUCAAGGAAUUCUAGUCCCCAGAAGGUUCCUGUUACAAGGGUAGACCGUGGCUCAUCAGGUGGCGACAAAGAACAACCUUCUAAUGUGGAAACUGGCCCUAGAAAUUCACGUCAAUCAGCUAGGACAAAUGCUUCCAAGAAAACUGCAUCAGAUGUUUUGGAUGCUGAAGCAGAAUAUGACACCGAUGAAUUUGAAGAGCUGUUAGACAAAAUGGAACCUGAAGAAAUCAAAAAGCUAGAUCAGUUGUCACAAGCUCUAGAAGGUGAUGAUUCUGGUAGUUCCGAUGAUGAUCUACCAUUGGUUCCUAAACGGAAGGUGGACAAUGAAAAUUAUUCAUCAGAUGAUGAUUUACCUUUGAAACCAAAGUCAAAAUCAGACACAAGUACUGUUAACCUAGAAGUUGCAGAAAGUUCUGAUGAAGAGGGAGACGCAAGUUCAAAGAAAAGUUUGAAAAAGAAGUCAACUGUUACUCCCACCAAAAAGCUUCAAGAAACUACAACAGAAGUGACUGAUUCAUCACCUGAUCUCCAAACCAGAACUAAAGGAAAAACUAAAAAGUCUAAGUUAAAUGAAGGAGAGUCAUCUUCACCAGUAAAAGUCACGGUUAAAGUUUCAAAGGGUAAAAGUUCAAUUACACCUUCAGAUUUAGCUGAUGAUGAUGUUUCACCAACAAGAAGAAGAAGUCUUCGGUCGAAAGAACUUGAAGAGAACCAUGUAGAAACUGGAAGCAGUGAAUUGAAAAGUGGUAGAAGAAAGCCUAAGGAAUCUGCUGAGCAAGACUCUGAGCAAAUUAUCUCUGGGAAGAACUCGAAGAAACGUUCAAAAUUAGAAAGUACCGAGUCAAGUGAUCCCAAGGACAGCACGGAUAGCACAGCCCAGGGAUCUAAUAAAUCAAUAAAGAAACCAAGUAAACAGCUCCCUGACUUGGUAGGAAAUGACAGUCCUCUUAGAAACAGCACAGAUAUUCAAGAUGAAACUACGGAUGAAGCACAUAGGAGCUCUGAGGCACCCAAAUCAAAGAAAAAAGUAAAAACAGUCCCCGCUGCUCUUACAUCUAUGCCUGAACCUAAUCCUGAAACAGUUAGUGAGCUUGAUCCAAACCUAAUAGGUGAGUUGACACCAAGAUUAAGUAGAAAGCGUUUUAAGGAACUCUCUUCAACCCCAACUGCCACUGAUACAUCAAGGGGAAGUGUUGAGUCUGAAUCGUCUCCACCGCCAGCUAUUUUAAAAUCCACUAAGAAGAAAAGCAAAACAAGAACCUCAUCAGAAGAACCAGUUUUAGAAAACCAAACACCUGAUGCUGCUUCUAAGAACAAAGCCAAAUCAAAAACAGUGAAGAUUGCUACUAGCCCACCUCAGGAGUUAUCUUCUUCUUUGUCAUCAAAGUCUAAGAAGAAGGUCAAGGGAAAAUCAGAUAUUAAUGAAGAGACUGAAAGUUUGGAAGAAAACCCUAGUUAUGAAGAUAAGAAAGAUCCAGCAAAAUCCAAGAAAGUCACAGAAUCCUCUCCUGAAAUUGAUCCAAAACUAAAGUCUGCUAAAAGGAAAGGCAAGGGUGGAGUUGUUCAGGAUGAUUCGGAGGACUCUGCUGUAGGUCGAGGGAAACGUCCGAAAUUGGAUGAAAGUCUCGUUGACUCUGCAGAUAAUGACAGUGUAAUUACUGGAUCAGACUAUUCUGAAGUUUCUAAGAGCAGUAGACGCAGCAGAUUACGGGGCCAGGAGAACUCAAAUGACUGGUCAGAAACUGAAAGCAUAACAUCAGCUUCUGCUGAUUUAGAAAGUUCUACUGUGGGUUAUAGAUCCAAGUCAAGGCGAAGUAAGGAGGAUACUGUCAGCAAAGCAAGUAAGAGAAAGAUUAAGGAAAAAUCUGACAUUUCUCUUGAGGAUGGAGAUGACAAUGAGAGUGAGCAGAAAGAAAUGGACCUCUCUACAGAAGAUUCUCAACCUGUCUCAAAACGAAUGAGGAAAGUGAAUGAAGCUGAUGAGCCAAUGGAUGAUGAAAUGGCUAUCAUUAAGGAUGAUGACAACAAUCAUAAUGCUGUAAAAGAGGAUGCUAGUCAAGUUACAUCAGAAAACGCAAUUGUUCCAGCAACGAAUAUCAAUGCCGACCCUCCUGUUGCAUCAUCACCAACUCCAGCAGAAGCCCCAGAAAGUGCCUCAAAACAACAAACCUCAGAAAGCCCGGAAAAAGAUGAACUUCUUCCUGAUGAUGAUGAUAAAAAGACUACCAAGAAGAGAAAGAAGAGUUCUGUUGGAUCAAAUUUCUUCUGUCAAGUAUGUAGGAGGCAUUACUCUACUGCCUACAACUUCCACAAGCAUGUAGGAACUGCUUAUCAUCGUUCAAAUGUUGAAGCUCUUGCAAAAGAAGAGUUUGAAAAAUCAAAAGAAUCGGGGGAUAAGUCUGAAAAUGUUGACGUCCCAGAAAAGGUGACCGAAAAUGAAUCAGAGCCAAGUCCUAUCCAAAAACCACCUGCUGAUAAGGUGAUGGAUGCCUGCUGUCAGACAUCAGAAGAUGAUGUUGCUCAUUUAUCAUCAGAGACAGAAACAAACAAAGUAUCAUCUAAUAAACUUACAGAAGGGGAUAAAUCUUCUGAAAGCGAAGAAGGUUUAGAGAAAGACAACUCAGUUCUCAAAUCGCACAAUUCAGUUGAAACAGUGAAACUACCCGAGCCAGCAGAACUAGCUAAGCCAGUGGAACCAGCUGACCCAGCAAAGCCUGCUGAACCAGCAAAGCCAGCUGAACCAGCUAAGUCAGCUGAACCAACUAUUCCAGCUGAACCAACUAUCUCAGCUGAGUCACCUAAGCCAUCUGAACCAGCUAAACCUGAUGAACCAUCUGUUGCUAUCAGUUCAGCUCAACCAAUUCCACCACCUGUUCCAAUGGAAAUUGCUCCUGAGAGGGGAAGUUUAAAUGAAGGAAAUAAUGAAAAAAGCAAUCAAAUUUCGUCUGAAACUCAAACAGCUUCAGAGGGAGUUGAAGCUUUAUCUCAUUCUACUCCUCUAAACUAUCCGAGCACAAAAUUACCUGUCGAAUCUCAAGGGCAACAACAUUACAACCAGCCUCAUGAGUACAGUGAAGUUCGAUAUGGUCAUCAACAGUAUAAUCAGUCUCAGUAUCCGCAACAUUACAAUCAAAAUCAUUAUCAUCCUGAGCAGCACUAUAACCAGGAUCAACAAUAUAGACAGCCAGAGUCCAGUACCUCAUACAAUCAGCCGGACCAACCUCAAGUUCGCCAGUCUUAUGACCAGAACCAACAAACCGCUCAACAAACUAGUCAAUCCUUUGAUCAGAGCCAGCAACAGCCGUCAAGUCUUCACUUUAACCAGCAGCAGCAGCAACAGUCUCAAUCAAAUCAACUUUAUGAAAUUCAACAGAACCACCAACAGCAACCUCAGCCUCCUCAAGUACAGCAACAUCCGCAACAACAUUCUCAACAAUCAUACAAUUCUUACAAUAACUCUGGCAACUGGCAGUCAUCAGAUUCAGCGUGGGGUGGCCCUUGGAGGGUUCCAGAUAUUGUUCCAACAUACUCAUCAGAUGAUGCUGGAGGAAGCAUUGGCUUAGGUCUUGGUUCUAUUCUUGAUUCAGUCAAUCAAGUUUUAAGUGGUGAUGGUGGUAUGUCAGAUCCCUUACCAAUGUAUGCUGAUUAUACAUCACUGAAUGAAUUGCAACAAGCCAUUGGAGCCAAUGAUGAAGAAAUGGCUGUCCUCAGGCAACUUGGUGAAGGUAAUUUGCGUGAAUUGAUUGGGCAUCCCCCAGUGGCUCCAGUAGAAGAAGCAGAUUUGUUGGAUUUGGAUAAUCAGAAGAAAGCCACAGAACGCUCUUCCUCUGGACCAUCAACAAGUUCUGAGUCAUCUUCUCAGACAUGUCGUGUCAGUCCCUUUAUAUCAUCUACUCGAUCAUCAGGCUCAAAGAGUGGUCAGUCAUCAACUUCAGGGGCUGGCCUGGCGUCAACUUCAGCUACAGCUCCACCUCGUAGCAAAGGUUCUUUAUCCACUGGGCCAACUCUCAAUGAACUGUAUGAGGACAAACAAAUGUGGUGUCCUUUCUGUCAUCGUCGUUUCUUGGGCCUUGCCGCUAUGAAAGCUCAUAUGGAGAGUUUCCAUGCCCAGGCUGGUGAUGGCCGAAAGUUUGAACGCCGUUCUUUGGCAUUAUCAACUGAAGGAAGCAGUGAACCUCGCCUGUGCUGUAGUGUGUGUAAAGAAAUGUUAGCUGAUGAAAAAGCUUUGGAAAGGCACAAUGAAGAAAUGCAUACACCAGGUCGAGAACCUCAACCCCAAAAUAAACGUGAGGGCCUACGCACUCAGAUGUCUUCAGCUCUUGGUGGCCUGCUUGAUCGCGCCCUGAAAAGCUAUCUGAGCAAGUCUUGCGGACCAAAUGCUUCAAACUCUGUUGAAACAGACAAGAGCCGCUUGACUUUGGGUAUAUUGAGCAAACUAGCAUUGCGCCAUCAAUCAGGAAACCUCUCUCUACCAAGCGGUAGUGGCGUUAGUAUUGGAACUAUUGGUGGAGGGAGUGGAUCCACUACAGACAUGCUAGUUGGCCAGCUUGUUGCUGCUAAACUUGGAAUGAGACGUAGCAGUGGCAGCAUGCGCCGAAGACCGAGCGGGGCAAGUAGCCCUGGCACUGACGGGAGCUUUGGCUGCCCAGUUUGUCAUGACAGGUUCCAGUUUGAAGGUGCUAUGAAGAGGCAUUUAAAUCAUGCCCACAAACGUUCAUCUGAUCUUCAAGAGGACAGUUUGUCAGCCCCCGAGUCCCGGCCAGACAGCCCCAUGGAGAUGUGUAUGGAGCCAGCAGUGGGAUUGGAUGGGGCCUUCUUGUGUUCAGUCUGCGGCAUCACUUUCAAGACACCUAGUGAAGUUAUGGAACAUCAACGCUUGGAACAUCAACUCAACAGGCGGACAUCUCGGGAAGAUGAAGCUGAAUUAGACGCUGAUGAACUUGAUGCAGAAACAGCUGAGAAGGCAGAGAAGUGGAUUGAAAACCAUACCAAACUGCAAAGCUCACCAAAGGGGCGUCACCCAUUAGGCAAGGAUGUGAAGAACAGGAAAGUCGCCAUUGCAGUGGAAUCAGCCCUUUUAGAAAAAACUGAAGAAAUGAGAAUCAAGGCAGAGGCUGCCCUCAGAGAACUAAAUCAAACACGCAAACCACCCAAGGGUAGUUCCAAAGAAGCCAAGUGGGGUGUGGAUGCAGUUAAGUUCACUGUUACCAAGGAGCCGCCUCUUGUUGGAGUUUUUGGUCCAACCUUGGAAAAUGAAACCAGACAAAUAAGCAUCCCUGUUGUUCGUAAACAACCAAACAAUACCACACGCUUCUCUUUCAUGGCUGAACGGAAGAAAGCUGGUGGCUCUAAAGGGGGAGAUGAUGGUAAAUCAGAGAAAGAAAAGAUCGAUGUUUACGAGUUUGACGAUGCGAACAGAGGGGCUUCCUCCAAGCAGCAGCAUACUACAGACCCUACUGCCACCAGUGGGGAUACGAUCGAACCUCCAAAGAAGAAGAAACGUGCUCCGAAAAAAGAGACUCAGGCCAAAAAAGCUGCAGCAGAGAAGUCCAACAACACUACUGACAAUGCCUCUGAAACUGGCGGAGACAACCCUAAACCGAAACCAAAACCGAAGCCAAGACAGCGACCGAGCAAAAAGGCGAAGGAACUUGCAGCAAAACAAGCUGCCGAGAUAUCUGCAGCCUCCACCCAGACGACAUCAGUGUCAUCUAUAACAUCAUCUAUCCAACCGUUAGAUAAGAAUCAGACCCCACAGGCCCAGACCCUGUCGCAGUCAAUAUUACCCCAGCAGCAACAUCAUUUACAGCAGCCUGCUGAGGCCUCAGCUCCUGCCCAGGCCCCUGUCCCGGUCCAGGCCCUGGCCCCAGCCCCGGUCCCAGUGCCCCAGCCUCGAGACCCCCAACCCCUGACGUCGGUAGAGGGGCCCCCGGCUCCCCAUGAUGCAAAGGAGCAGUCAGAGGUAGGCAAUUCUUGUCGUUCUCCCCGAGCGAAAGCGUCUCUUAAACCUGGUUUCAGUGUCCUUGUCCGGGAGGAGCAGCCUCUGCCUCUUCCGACGAGAGCGCCCCGGCGCGCCAGCAUGCAUGACGUCACUGACUAUAGUGUGUUUGAUUUUAGCAGUGACGAGAGCACCACGGACGAAGAGCUGCUCAUCCACCCCGACGCCCCCUCGGCCCGCUCACGACCUCGUGCCCCUGUGCGCCCUCGUGCCUCUGGCCCCGCCCCUGCCGCCCCUGCCCCUCGCAGUCUCGGCCCCAAGGCGACCCGGGUGAGGCAGCUGGUGGAAGAGGACUGGACCUGGCUGGAGGAGGACAGCGACGAGUUCGAGCGCGAGAUGAGACAGCAGCGCAGCGCGCGGAGGAAGCGCGCCAAGCGGGCCAAGUCUGAGUCAUUGGCCCAGGUCCAGGCCAAGCAGCUACUCAGAUACCAAAACUAGGAAAGUAUUUCUCUUAAUCUCGAAUGUGUAAUGGGGAGAUAUGUUAAAACUGAAUAUUUUUUAGUCUAGUUAGCCACCAACUCAACUGGUAGAGGUGGGCAAGCAAUGUGGCAGUGUGUUGUGUCCAGUAUGUAGUCAAUGCACUAGCAUCUAUCUGUGAUGAAUGGGAAAUAGCCUUACAGCUAUUUUGUUUUAUGUGUAGUGACCGGAAGACUGAUGUAACUGAGUAGUAUGAGAAAAUCUGAGAGAACAAUUCCCUUAGCCAUAAGAUUUUCUUCUUUCUCUAUACAUAAUGUUAAGGUUAAAUGAUAAUAUUCAAUUGUAGAGCAUUGUGCCAGUUUUGUUUUUAAAAUAUAAACUUGGUUCUAUUUUUUUUCUUCUCUCAGAUGAACAUGCACUUAAAAUAUCUCUGAUUAGGAGUGUGCGUGCGUGUAUGUGUGUGUGUGUGUAGUAACCAAAUGAUCUGGUCUUAUUUUGUCAGGUAAACAUUUUGUACAGAUACUGUUGACAGGGGUGAAAAUUGUACUUUUUUCUUCUUCCAUUGCUAGAAGUGGGAAAGCUGUAUAAAUAAAUUAUAGUUUAGUUUUGAGUAUUUCUUUAUAAGUAUACAACUUUGUGAUCUCGUGACAGAGAGCUCAACUCAAAUGUUGAGCAGCAGCCAUUAUUUUGUGGAAAAGUGAACUUUCUUUGAAAACACUUUUAAUUACUGCCAAGUAUUUUAGUUUUAUGAGAAUUGUGUUCAAGUGACUAGCUCGAUUUUCCUAAUGGUGCUCAUUUCCAGGAUUUAUUUCUCUAUUGAUACCUCUACUGUUAGUGAUUGUAUUUUAACUGUGCCUACUUGUACAUAUUCCACGACAAUAUAUUAUAUAAUUACUGCCAGAGAGUGCCUUUCCUCCCAUGUAGAAACAAGAACAAAACUAUUUUCAUUUUUUGUUUAUCUGUGCUUGAGUGUGUGUAUAUUUUCAAAGAGGGGCAAAUAAACUUUAUUGGUUACUUAGAACAUAUCUUAAAAACGCUUCUGUGAUGCAAUGGCACUGUCUUUUGGUGGACCGAUAUGUAUAUGUAAGCUGUCACUGCCAAAUAGGGAGCUAAGUCCAUCGUAGGUACUAAUGCUGUGCUUCAUUGUGUCAUUUUUGUUUCAUUUCCAAUUGUUUUAUUAAUUUCAGUAUUACUUGUACGUACUUUGGCUUCUUUUCUUUUUCUUAUGGACUUAUUUGUUGGUUUGGGUUUGUAUCAUGUGUACAGUAAUUUAAUUGUUAUGCAUGAGCUAUAAUUUUUUAGUCACUAUGCAUGUUGCACAUACUUUUUGUGUUUGCUUGAAAGUUGAGCUUUCCUUUUCUUUAAUCACAGGUUCCACCAAAGAAAUCAUUAAUUUCCCCCCCUCUCCUUGUAUAUUGCACACAGAUUUAGAAUAAUGAAUGGUAUCAUAGUCAGCCUGAAUCAUAAGUCAUACAUUUUCUUCUAACUGAACUUGGAGUGACAUUAACAAUGUACAUAAUAUCAAAGACUGUUUUCUAUGAGUCCUCCUUGUACUUCUUGUGAAAAGUGUUAUAUAGAUUAAAUAGAGAUGUAGUGAAAUAAGGGUUUAUAUAAAUGUACUAAAGAGGUAAAUACUAUUUCAGAUAAAUGUUAAAUUUGAAUUAUGUAAAUUAUUAGUGUUUGUGUAUUUUUCAUAUUGACCAGAUAAUAAAUUGUAAUCUUAAUAAGAAUA
Messenger RNA from Frankliniella occidentalis (western flower thrips), 18772 nucleotides. RefSeq lists its product as uncharacterized. Lineage: Eukaryota; Metazoa; Arthropoda; Insecta; Thysanoptera; Thripidae. Gene Ontology annotation, molecular function: RNA polymerase II transcription regulatory region sequence-specific DNA binding; DNA-binding transcription factor activity, RNA polymerase II-specific. The coding region runs from base 1 to 17061 and encodes 5686 amino acids. The transcript is spliced from 16 exons. Gene Ontology annotation, biological process: regulation of transcription by RNA polymerase II. The record is from RefSeq and is a predicted model, not a curated record. Gene Ontology annotation, cellular component: nucleus.